Molecule: messenger RNA, 551 nt
Organism: Euleptes europaea (tarantolino)
Lineage: Eukaryota; Metazoa; Chordata; Lepidosauria; Squamata; Sphaerodactylidae
Gene: ISCA2
Product: iron-sulfur cluster assembly 2
Exons: 4
Coding region: 22-537 (171 amino acids)
Biological process (GO): iron-sulfur cluster assembly
Cellular component (GO): mitochondrion
Molecular function (GO): 2 iron, 2 sulfur cluster binding; 4 iron, 4 sulfur cluster binding; iron ion binding
Source: RefSeq, a predicted model, not a curated record
GGCAGUAGCGCGGCGAACAAGAUGGCGGCGCUGGCAGGGCUCGGUUGCUUUAGGACGUUGAGAAGUUGCGGGCGAAGCAGCCCUACCUAUGCUCUCUGGCACCCGGUGAGAGCCCCAUCCCAGACCUCACAGAACAGUGCCUGGGUAUCAAGGGUAAGAGGUCGGCUGGUGGCAUCCUCUGCCCCUGGAGAGAGACAGAGUGAUUCAAAUGAUGGACAGAUCUACCUUAGUGAGAGCUGUGUGAAGAGGCUACAGGAGAUUACGGAAGGAUCUGAAUUUCUCAGGCUGCAGGUGGAAGGAGGCGGCUGUUCAGGUUUCCAGUACAAGUUUUCAUUGGAUACAGUUGUCAAUUCUGAUGACAGGGUUUUUGAACAAGGAAGUGCCCGAGUGGUUGUGGAUUUGGACAGCCUGAACUUUGUGAAAGGGGCAAUGGUGGACUUCAACCAGGAGUUAAUUCGCAGCACCUUCCAGGUGGUGAACAAUCCACAGGCUGAGCAAGGCUGCUCCUGUGGAUCAUCUUUCUCGGUUAAACUCUGAUUGAGCUCCUCCAA